UGGAGCUCCGGGCUAAUUUUUCCGCCCUAGGUCGAGCCUAAUGUAGCCCGACCUAAGUAAACCACCUCUAGGGUUUUUCUCGCAUACCCUGUCCACCCCCUCUCUCUGACUCACUCUCUCUCACUCACUCUCCUAUUCCGCCACGCAGCGCGCUUCUAGCUAGAAACCGAGAGUUUCUGAGCUUGGAACCUCUCGUCACGCAUUACUCUCGUCACCACCGCGCAGCUCUUUCCCUCUUUUCUCCUAACUGAAACUCGCUAAGUUCGGACGGUUGUCGUAAUUCAUCUUCCUCCACUCGUCGACCCAGAUAGCACCCGACCAAGCCGUGGCCGUGGGCCGUCCCUUUCCCAGCGCCCUCGAGCGGCUCUCGUGCUCGCCGCCCCGUGCAGCGGAGCGCGCUCCCUCUCGUCCUCUCCGAGCCCCUUCGUUCUGCCCGGCAUCCCAUCCAUUUCGCCCCCCCUCCCCCUCAUCCGCCUUUUCCCUCUUCUCCCUCCUCCGCUUUCGCCCAUCUUCCCCGUCCCCUCUCUCUUCUUCCCCGUCCCCUCUCUCUUCUUCCCCGUCCCCUCUCUCUUCUUCCCCGUCCCCUCUCUCUUCUUCCCCGUCUCCCCUCCCUCCGUCGUAACCCCCCAGUCUCCCCCCUCCUUCCGCCCUCACUCCCCCCUCCAGUUUCCUGUCCAUCCUCCUCCAUAUUUCCCCUCUCGUCUCGCUUUCCCGCGUCUCCCUCGCUCCGUUUCCCCCCGGUCCUCUCCACUUUCCCGUUGUUUCCCCCCUCCUCUUGUUAUCCCCUUUCCAAAUGGCGGGUGGCUCUGUCGCAGAGCGUCCUACGUGCGAUGGCGGCGAGGGCGAACGACGCCAGCGAAUCAAAACAGUCGCAGCGUGUGAGCUGCGACGGCCUUUAGUGGGCGAAGCGGCGGAGUGCGACGAGAGCGUCGUGGCGGGGCGGCGGUGGGCGGAGCAGCGUGCGGCGAAGGACACAACGCAGGGGGGGGCUGGGGAGUUGGGCGUUGAAGGAGUGGGCGCGAACGUGGCGGAGGGGAGGGGAAAGACGAUCAUUCGCGGCGAGUGAAGGCCGCUUUUAUAUACGGCAAUUACAAGCAUUAUUACGGAUACAGGGUAUGGCUGCAGAGAAUGGUUGUCAGUUUAGGCACUUGGCUAGGGCUGGAGGGGUGAAUGUAGGGCCGUGGGCCGUGGCGUGACAACCGUGGAUGGUAGAGAAUAAAGGGCUGAAGCCUAAAACCUAAAAUCGGAAGCCUUGACCCCUGACUAAACCCUAACCCCGAACCCGAAAGCUCAAACCCGUAAAGUACCCUAAACCGCUGAACCGAAGGCUGUAAACUGUGAAGCUAGGUGGUU
This is a messenger RNA of Closterium sp. NIES-67, 1353 nucleotides long. Lineage: Eukaryota; Viridiplantae; Streptophyta; Zygnematophyceae; Desmidiales; Closteriaceae. The record is from the annotation of a GenBank genome assembly.